Messenger RNA from Nematolebias whitei (Rio pearlfish), 378 nucleotides. RefSeq lists its product as uncharacterized. Gene Ontology annotation, molecular function: RNA binding. The record is from RefSeq and is a predicted model, not a curated record. Lineage: Eukaryota; Metazoa; Chordata; Actinopteri; Cyprinodontiformes; Rivulidae. The transcript has 5 exons. Bases 1 to 378 code for a protein of 125 amino acids.
AUGACCUCCGUCAAGAUGACAGCACCUAAGAAAAGAAUCUACAUAAGUAGCCCCAAAAAGUACAUUAACGGACUAUCUGAUGCCUUUAAACUGGACCACGGAUUGUUCAUAACAGAGCUGAACCCCAAUAUAAAUGAAGGAUAUUUGCAGGCUUACUUUAAAGAACUGGGAUUUGACACAAUAUGUAAGAUCUGGAAAUUGCAUAACACUGGGACCAGCAUGUCCGUGGCCUUUGUUCGGUUCUUUACAGAAGAGGAAGCAGACCGAGGAGACUGGGCUGGUCCACACUGCAUUGCUGGGACAGAGGUGAAGUCCAGAAGAGUUGUCAGUCCAAAAGUUGAAGACGAAUCAGAGGAUGAGAUUAAGAUUAAUUCUUAA